GGCGACGUUGCCUCCCAGUGAGUCCUGAGUCCUGGAGCUCAGUCAGCAAACUAGUUGUGGGCUCAGAACGGACAUGCAGCGGUAGGAGGAGGAUGAAGAUGCUGGAGGAGGACUAGCCGACGACCAAGCAUCGACUGCGGUGUUUCCUGCCAAACAUUCAAGCUCGACCGACGACAGAUCAUGAUUGAGCUGUUUCAUGCCAGAGAGCUGAAGACCAAAUUGCCUUCCACUAUCAAGAGAUAGCCAGUCUGCAGGAUGGAGUGCUGGGAGGAAUGACAGAGUCUCUUCCACCGCAGGUGACGCACCGACAGUCGGAGAAAAUGCACCGGGCCUGUGGAUCUAUUUUCCUGCUCCUGGUGUCCCUUAUCGCCUCUCACACCGCCGAGGCCUUAUCAGUGGACACGGAUGGAAACCGUACGGAGAACGGCAACUUGACAGACGGCGGAUUUGUCCCAGUUGCACUCACCAAAGUGAGCCAGAUAAUUGCCCGGGAGGGGAGCUGCGCACUGAUUGAUUGCAACGUCACCGGAGAGCCGUUCCCCAGCGUUCAGUGGUUCAACUCCCAUGGAGACCGUCUGGACACGGAGACGAGCGGUGGGAAGUGGUGGCUGCUGGACAACGGUGUCCUCAACAUCACCAGCAUCGAGUUUGCAGACCGUGGAAAAUACACCUGCAUGGCGUCCAACGUGCACGGCAGCUCCAACUGCACGGUGACGCUGCGUGUGGUCUUCACCAACGGCGACAUGGGCGUGUACUACAUGGUGGUGUGUCUGGUCACCUUCACCAUCAUCAUGGCCCUGAACGUCACGCGCCUCUGCAUGAUGAGCAGCCACCUGAAGAAGACGGAGAAAGCCAUCAACGAGUUCUUCCGCACCGAGGGCGCCGAGAAACUGCAGAAGGCCUUCGAGAUCGCCAAGAGGAUCCCCAUCAUCACCUCGGCCAAAACGCUGGAGCUGGCCAAGGUGACGCAGUUCAAGACCAUGGAGUUUGCGCGGUACAUCGAGGAGCUGGCUCGGAGCAUCCCGCUGCCGCCGCUCAUCAUGAACUGCCGCACCUUCAUGGAGGAGAUCCUGGAGGUGGUGGGGGUGGAGGAGAUGAGGCACACCUUUGUCAGACAAGCUCCGGAGGGGCGGCACGACGCAGCCUGCAGGGUUCCCUCCAUCGGGGCGAGAGACGUCUUCACCAUCCUGCAGGAGAGAGAGAGGGAGCGAGGGAGGGAGAGGGAAAGGGAGAGGGAGCGCAGCGAGUCGCCCGCCGCCGACUCUGACAACUCCUCGGUCCACGAGCAGCCGCAGCACAUCGCCAUCCAGGUGUCAGUCCACCCACCGCUCGCCGUCGGUGGCUACUGCAGCAUAGAAGCUCCACCCCAGCUGGAGGCCACAGGCGCCUCUCCUUCCCCUUCCUCACCCCCACCGCUCGCUCCUCUUCAACACGAGGAGCAGCCGGAUGCUGAGGGGGAGCAGAGCAGUGAACGGGCUGCAGCAGAACCCACGGCAGAUAAAACCCCUCCCUGCCAGGUGUUCUAUGAGAGCCACGUGUGACGAAACGAACGGAUACGUUUUCCUGCUAUGCAUUUCCACUUGAAAAUGAAAAAAAAGGUCAUUUUUAAUUUCACAUUUUGGACAGAAGCAAUCACAUUUUUAUUUAUCUUUUCUGAACGUAACAGUCUCUUGAAACCUUUGUAGGCCGAUCUACUGAGAACAAAUCAAAAGGUUUUUAGAAACUUGAGCAUUUUUUUCACUCUGGAUUUUCAUGCUUGAAUGUACACAGGAGGAGUAAUCAAUGUUGUUAAUGUACAAAGCAAAGAAUUGUAAAGGAACAUUUCCUGUGUUGAGAUUUUCAUAGCUCAGACUAUUAUUUAAAGAAUUAGGGUACUUCACUCUUGGGGGAGGAUGUUUUUCAGUUAGUUUCUUACAGUGCUAGGGUUUUUAUGACUAACUCCAAAAAUCUGCCUCAAGCUGCUCUUUAUGCUGUUUUUUUUUUUUCAAACCAUGAAAGCAAGCUUCCUCCAUUUGCUGAAGAAUUCACUCACAUCCAGCUACUGCUGCAGCCAGUCUGCUGUUGUCCUACUAUGUCCUGCUCACCUAGAGAUGCAUGCUGGACUGGGUGGGGGGGUUGGGGUGGGGGGCACGGGAGAGUUGGGUCACAUUUUCAUGAUUGUACGGCCUUCUGCACUUCCAAAAAAAAAACAAAAAACAAGAGGGCAAGCCAGGUGAACCUGUCAGUAUAUCUCCUGAUUGGACACACCUCUGGGUGGAGUUUGUAUCCUUGUCUGCUUUGAAAUAUUUUUAAGAGUAUUAUUAUAUUAUUACCCAUUGUGGUGUGAUUUUGUUUCUCAGCUAGUUUAGGCAGAUUUUAAACAGUCUUUUGUCUCCUUCUUCCUCAUAGAGAGGAGCAGCUUCUUUUGCUGCGUCAUUUGCUGAUUUUAAAUUUAAUUUGUCUCCUGACCUGAUCUCUCAGCAUCGUCUUGCUUCUGCAGGAGCUUCACAGUACACUUCUGCUGCAUGUCUAAGUGGACGGUUGAGAGGUUUGACCUCUUUCUCUGGGACUAAAAGGACUCCUUUUGUUUUUUCCUUUGCUUGGCUAACAGUCCAGAGUGUGGCGGAGAUGAACUGGACACUGUUCUGCUUUUACUGGUGCUCUUGAGAUGCCUCUUUUUUUGUAGUGGAAUAAAACGGAAGUGCUGUGCAGGAAAAAAAAGA
This is a messenger RNA of Acanthochromis polyacanthus (spiny chromis), 2702 nucleotides long. It is a transcript of the gene mfap3l, whose product is annotated as microfibril associated protein 3 like. Bases 273 to 1541 code for a protein of 422 amino acids. Lineage: Eukaryota; Metazoa; Chordata; Actinopteri; Pomacentridae. The transcript has 3 exons. The record is from RefSeq and is a predicted model, not a curated record.